Molecule: messenger RNA, 1689 nt
Organism: Symbiodinium sp. CCMP2592
Lineage: Eukaryota; Dinophyceae; Suessiales; Symbiodiniaceae
Source: the annotation of a GenBank genome assembly
AUGGCCCCCAUCGUGUGGAUGCUCAGUGUGGUUGUCGGAGUCGUCGCGUCGCAAGAGACGUGCGAGGAGAUGUCGCAUCUGCAGGUGACAGGGCACAGCAUGGAGGAAGCUUCCUCCGAGCUGUUCUGGCAGGGUUAUGGUGGAGUCGGCUGGAUAUGGAUGUGGGUGUUGGGCUUGCUCGGGAGGGAUACGGUGCAUUGGGGAGGCUUCGAGGGCACAGCAAAGGUUGGUUUAGCUCUGAUGAGCAAUGAGCAUCAAGGGGACAAGUUCGAGACCGUGGCAUCGGCCGCCGGCAUCAUCGGUCUCCUGCCAGGCUGUUUCAAGGAUCAGGGUUGGUGCUACGCUGACGAGCACGAUGACUUGCUCACGGCACUCUCGAAUUCCGGCCCCAUGAAACGGGCCUUCACCAUGUGCCUCGACGAGACGCCGGCCGGGGGCGGCAAGCUCUUCCUGGGCAUGCCACAGACGAUUCCUGCGAAUGCCAAGGCAAUGAAGAUGGUGAAUGUGUACAACUGGCACAAUUACGCGUACGCCAUCUACGCUCCGAACCUCACGGACGAGACGGUGACCUUCAGCUUCGGCUCCGAAGUUGUGGGAACUCAAAGUUAUCACACCUGGUGGUUGAACGAAGGGCUGAACAGCUAUGUCGACUCUGGCACCAGAGGCUUGAAGCUUCCCCUGGACAUCUUCGGCAAGGUCAUCCAUCAUGUCUACGAUCGCAUCAAGCAUCACGACAAGGAAUGCGAGAAGCAUUGGGGCGACGGCCUCUUGGACCAGUUGAAGAAGCUCGGUGCCGAGGGCACGGGCGUCCUCUUAGAGGUGAACGAAGCCCAGAAGAGCUGUGCCAUGGAUCACGUGCAGGACCUGGUCAUCCGGGUAAACGGCAAUGAUGUCGUCGUCUUCAAGUCCAGCUUCUUCUACGAGACCGAGCCGUGCUCGCAGAGGUACCAGAUCUCCUGGUGGGGAGUCGAAGGCACAGCGGUGGUCUUGGGCACAGCCUUCUUCUGGGGCAAGAACCUUCUCUUCGAUACCUCAACGAUCAAAGUCGGUGGAGUGCCUUACUUGUACGAUCUGGGCCCCGCAGACGGCUGCCAGAAGGACUACGGCCAAAUCCCAGGCAAUGAGAUUAGCUUGUCAGGUCCUCCGGGGCAAGUGCUGGGUAUCAACGGCACCAUCACCGCUGUGGUGAAAGUGGGCACACCGCCUCAGGAACUCACGGUCCAGCUGGACACCGGGUCCGCUAAGUUCUUUGCAGUUCACAAGGAGUGCCGGAAGCUCGUGAAUUGCUUCAUGGUGAACCCCCCCAAUGAAACAUCCAUCACUAUUUCUCAAAAGAGUUGGCAAAAGAGCAACACUUGCCAGAAGCAAGCCAGCGCCUUCGUGGAUGCGAUGCUCAGCCAGUCGGCAGUGAGUUGUUCAAAGACUGGUGGAGAGAAUCUCCUCACAUGCGACUGUCCUUACAAGCAGCCUUGCUACGUGGCCAUGGUCGAGGCUAUCCAAAAGAGCUUGAUUCCAGCCGAAGUCUGCGGCAUCAGCAGAAAGGCUUGUGGGGAACCGGUUGACUUCCUCCCCAGCCUGUCCAGCAGCUUCCAGCCACACCAGUCUCAAUCUAUGAGCUACAAGUUCGCCAAGGCACCACAAGAUCAACAUGUGACGGCCAACUGCCAGCACGACUGCCAGUACAACUAG